Messenger RNA from Macrosteles quadrilineatus (aster leafhopper), 1745 nucleotides. Its product is annotated as proton-coupled folate transporter. The record is from RefSeq and is a predicted model, not a curated record. Gene Ontology annotation, molecular function: transmembrane transporter activity. Gene Ontology annotation, biological process: transmembrane transport. Gene Ontology annotation, cellular component: membrane. The transcript has 10 exons. Lineage: Eukaryota; Metazoa; Arthropoda; Insecta; Hemiptera; Cicadellidae. Bases 158 to 1582 code for a protein of 474 amino acids.
GACGUUAUCGUUUCGUUUAGUUACUAGGCUAGAUCUUGAUCGUUUGGUUUGGUUGGUUUCCAAGGAUAACAAGACAAGAAAUUCAGUAUCUAACUUAUCUAGCCUAGUAUUUUCCAUUGCGUAAGACUUUUUAGGAAUUUGUUUGACUGAACAAGAAAUGGAAGAUUAUUAUGAGUUCAAUGAUGGCAAAAGAGGGAACCCUCCUUGGUGGGCCAAAAUCUCCGUUGAACCUGUGAUGUUUUUGUACAUGGGUUCCUAUAUGGUGUCUUCUGUCGUGGAGCAAGCUUUCUUUGUUCACAAGGCCUGCAUGGUUGAUGUCGGACUUCCUGCCGAUGUAUGUGCCAACAUAUCAGCUAAAGAGAACGAAGAGUACAACAAAAGAGUGCAAGUAGUAGUCUCAACAUUUCACCAGUAUGAGGGCAUUGCUAGUCACAUAGUCCCAAUGAUUCUGGCGUUUUAUCUUGGCGCGUGGAGUGACCGAGUGGGUCGAAAACUUACACUAUUACUUGGGCUCUUCGGCAGUCUGUACUACUGGAUAGCCCUCAUUGUUAAUUCAUUACAAGAGACGUGGCCUCUACAGACCGUGUUGUACACUGCUACGUUCCCCGCUGCGCUGACAGGCAGUUCGCUAGCCAUCUUCAUGUCGGCCAUCAGUUACCUGUGUGACAUCACUACGCCGGAAGAGAGAACGGUCCGAGUCACUCUGCUAGAGGCGGCCUAUCUUCUCACCAUGCCAACUGGUGUUGCAGUAGGUUCGUACCUCUUCAAGAAGGUUUUGAACGGACAGUUCACACUGAUGUUUUGUGUGAGCGGUAUCAUGAUGCUGUUGUCCAUAUUCUGGGCCAUUCUCAGGCUACAAUGGUGCACCAACAAGACUAAACAGACAGCCCCGAUCAGUUGUGUAGGAACUGUACGAGACACGCUGCGAGUCGUUACUAAAAGUCGACCUGACAGUUACGCAUUGUAUUUACGUAUCAUUGUCUUCGCCAUGGCCGUCUACACGUUUCAGAGAGAUGAGAAGAAUAUGACUUACUUGUAUACAAUACUAAAAUUCAACUGGAACGUCCAGACGUACAGCACCUUUCGAACAUUUCAGUCUUCAUUUUUUAUUUUAGGACUACUGGUAGGUGCUCCUAUCCUAGGCAAGAUGUUUGGUUUGAGAGACACAGUGAUUGUCAUGAUAGGAGCCGCGUCUCAUUGUGUAGCGAGAGUGGUUUACGCUCUUGCAUCUCAACCUGUUGUCUUCUAUGUUGGUGGUGCUUUAGGGGCGCUGGGACCCAUUGCAGCUCCAGUGUUGAGGUCGAUUGUUUCCAAACUAGUGCCUGCGUCUGAGAGAGGAAAAGCGUUCUCCCUGCUGUCCGUAGCCGAUACUUCGGUACCAAUAUUGUCCAGUACGAUAUACAGUCAGUUGUACAACGCAACCAUUGACUUUGCUCCAGCCUCCAUAUUCUGGGUCACAGUCUUCACUCAACUACUAGUGUUUGGCUGUGCUCUAGCAAUACAGUGUAUCCAAGGGUCAAGAAAGUUAGAGCAAGCUGUUGAUCCACAAGAAGAAGUUACAAAUGAACAAGUAGUCGCAUAAUCUUCACUGUCAAACAGUUGAUGUAAUACCAGGACAUAUCAGCUCUAUACUGUGUUACUUAGUUUUUACUGUUGUAGUGUUUGUUUAAAGCCUGAACAAACUAGAGAGAUUCUCAUUCUCUACUGUGAUCAUUCCUUUUAAGUAUUAAAUAUUUACAUUAUUA